AAAAAUUAAGUGCUACUUCGACCACCCAAUAUAUAAAUACUCCUAGUUGUUACUAUACGAAAUCUCCAUAGCAAAGUUUGAGGCUAAAAAGAAGCCAUGGGAAGGCCUCCUUGCUGUGAGAAAGUUGGCGUCAAGAAGGGUCCAUGGACACCUGAGGAGGACAUCAUUCUCGUUUCUUACAUCCAAGAACAUGGUCCAGGAAAUUGGAGAUCAGUUCCUACUAAUACUGGUUUGUCAAGGUGCAGCAAAAGCUGCAGGCUUAGAUGGACGAACUACCUCAGGCCAGGAAUCAAGAGGGGAAACUUCACUUCCCAUGAGGAAGGAAUGAUAAUUCAUUUGCAAGCUCUACUGGGUAACAAAUGGGCAGCCAUAGCUUCGUACCUUCCCCAAAGGACAGAUAACGAUAUAAAGAAUUAUUGGAACACCCAUCUGAAGAAGAAGCUGAAAAAACUUCAAACAGGAUUGGACCCCCACCUUGCAGCAAACUCCACAACAGCUAAUCAGUUUGUUUGUAAGAGUUUUAAUGAGAGAGAGAGUUUAGCUGUGAUGGGAAAUAACCAUGGUUCGUCUCAAAGGUUAAAUCAGUCUCAAUCAUCCACCUAUGCAUCCAGCACUGAGAACAUCUCUCGCCUCCUAGAAGGUUGGAUGAGAUCCUCUCCAAAGACAGACACAACUAAUCUCCUCAAAGCAACCCAAAAUCACACAGAGCUUCAGAGCAACAGCAACAUCGAAAAUGGUAGUAACAUGGCGAAGUCUUCUCUUAGUCUGAUGUCCAACCAAACCAAAGACGAGCGGGAAGAGGGCGGUGGUGAUAUGAUGUCCCAUGAAGAGUUUGAUUCCAUUCUGUCUUAUGAGAACCUUAAUAAUGCUUCUUGGGACAAGUCCACAGGCGAUUCUACGCCUCCAACUCAGGAGAGUUCUGGAGCGGCUGCUGCUGAUGAAGAUGACAAGGUUCGUUUUAUGGCUCAUGAUGAUGAGGGGAAUAAGCAAAGAUCUGAGAACACUACUGCUGAUCCUCCAUUGUCAGUUUUCGAGAAGUGGCUCUUAGAUGAAAAUGUUGGUCAAGUAGAGGAGAUGAUGGAAUUAUCCCUUACUUUCUAACAGAUCAGAGGAUCGAAUAAAUGGAUCCUUGAGUCUAGGAUAUGUGGCAACUCUAAACAUAAUUAGUGUCAUAUGAAAGAGGAGUUUAAAAAAAAAAAAAAGGAAACUGUCUUCUGAAAAGCGUCUAGGUUACUCAAAUCAUAUGUAGAGGAUUUAAGACGCUAGGAUCUUCGUCAACAUGCAUAUAUGUAACUUCAGAUUUAUCAAUGAUUUGUGUCAAGUAAGUUUGUAAUUGGCUUGCCUUGCAGGAAGCUACUCAUCAUGUUUUCUCGCGUCUCAGACAGUAAAUAAUCUUCUAAGACCUCCAGGGAAAUCACCCUCACAAAUGUUAAACCUAUUUUAGCAUUUCUACCUCCCUUUUCUAUA
Messenger RNA from Neltuma alba, 1467 nucleotides. Its product is annotated as transcription factor MYB60-like. The transcript is spliced from 3 exons. Bases 97 to 1101 code for a protein of 334 amino acids. Lineage: Eukaryota; Viridiplantae; Streptophyta; Magnoliopsida; Fabales; Fabaceae. The record is from RefSeq and is a predicted model, not a curated record. Gene Ontology annotation, biological process: response to auxin.